This is a messenger RNA of Williopsis jadinii, 1073 nucleotides long. RefSeq names its product Mho1p (gene MHO1). The record is from RefSeq and is a predicted model, not a curated record. Lineage: Eukaryota; Fungi; Ascomycota; Saccharomycetes; Phaffomycetales; Wickerhamomycetaceae. The coding region runs from base 29 to 991 and encodes 320 amino acids. The transcript has 2 exons.
AGAUUGAUCGAUUCCAAAGAGUAAAGACAUGACGGUGAGAAGUGCAACACACGCUGGUUCCUGGUAUUCAGGCAACCCGGCUAGAUUAGACAAGCAAAUGGAUGCGUUUAUACAGAGGUCUCCUCAUGGUUCCGUUGAUGGCGCAAGGCUCUUGAUUGGACCUCAUGCCGGUUAUACCUACGCUGGUGAAGUUCUUGCGCAGACGUACAGUGCUUGGGAUACGUCAAAGGUUAAGCGGGUAUUUAUCCUGGGUCCUUCACACCACGUUUAUUUCAAAAACGUUGCGUACAUGAGCUCAUGUGACGAGUACGAGACGCCAUUGGGGAACUUACCUGUAGACACCGAACUGAUUGAUACACUGUGUAAGAGUCAUAAGGUGUUUAAGAAGAUGAGGUUGGACGUUGACGAGGAUGAGCACAGUUUCGAGAUGCACUCUCCAUUUAUAUACAAGCAAACUCAACACUUACCACAAGGUGUUCCAAAGAUAAUUCCAAUUAUGAUUUCACAUGGCGACUCGACAUUUAACGAUCAAGUGGCGCAGGCUUUGGCACCUUACCUCAAGGAUGAGGAGAAUACGUUUGCCAUUAGCAGCGACUUUUGCCAUUGGGGAAGACGGUUCGGGUACACCGUGUACACGCCUGAUGAGUCACUUAAAGGGUUGAAGACUAUCAGUCACACUCCACAGGGGGAACAGGCAGGAGAGCUUUUGAUCUACCAGUCUAUUGAAUUUUUGGAUAAAUUGGGCAUGAAAGUUGCAUCCACUGGGUCAUCAGAGAAUUGGGAUGAGUAUAUUGACACCACAGGAAACACCAUUUGUGGACAGCAUCCGAUCUCUCUGCUGCUUAAGACUGUUGAGUUGGUUCGUGAGAAGUACGAUAAGCCUCAAGAUUGGGGGUUGUUUAACUGGAUAGGAUAUGCGCAAAGUAGCCAAGUCACCACAUACAACGACUCCAGUGUUAGUUAUGCAAGUGGGUACGCAGUUACGGUGUGAAAUAAAUGAUAUCUGGAUCUGAAUAAUUUACCAUGAGAUUCGUUAAAUUAAUGAGAGGGGGCCUUAGACUCCCAUACAACAG